Molecule: messenger RNA, 2559 nt
Organism: Vombatus ursinus (common wombat)
Lineage: Eukaryota; Metazoa; Chordata; Mammalia; Diprotodontia; Vombatidae
Gene: SOWAHD
Product: sosondowah ankyrin repeat domain family member D
Exons: 2
Coding region: 151-1116 (321 amino acids)
Molecular function (GO): protein binding
Source: RefSeq, a predicted model, not a curated record
GGCCGGGCGGCUGGCAACUCGGGGGCAGGCAGUGGGGUCUGGGGGCCAGGCCUUCCCUCUCCGUUUGCGGCCAAGUGCCGCUGCGUCCUGCCCCAGCUCCUGGACAGACUCGGCCAAGAUUAGAAGAGGCACCACCGGAGCCAGGGAGCCAUGGCUGAACCCCAAGGGGAGACGGAGCCGCGGCCGCCUCCGCCGCCUCCGCCGCCGCCGCCGCCGCCGCCGCCGCCGCUGCCGCGUCUGGUCACCCGCAACAGCCAAAGCCUGUCCCGAUCCCCCAGCCUGGAUAGCCGCAGCCUGGGUAGGGCUCCUCGGGAGCCCAAUUCUCGGGCCUCGCUGCGGCUGUCGAUGGGGAUGCCAGGACGGCGGCGAGGGGCGCUACGGGAGCUGCUGGGGCUACCCGCGGGGCCCACGCGGGAGGACGAGCAGUCCCCCGCUGGGGCGGCGGCGGCUUCGGCGGCCGGCGGCCCCGGCGGGCUCUGCCUGGAGCCCCGUGAGCACGCGUGGAUGCUGGCGGCCGCCGAGGGCCGCUUUGAGGCGCUGCAAGAGCUGCUGGAGGCAGAGCCCGCGCUGCUGAACCGCGUCGACCCGGUCACGGGCUACAGCGCCUUGCACUGGCUGGCCAAACACGGCAGCCACGAGGGGCUCAUCCUAGUGCACGACUUCGCCCGGAGCCAAGGGCUGUCCCUCGACGUGAGUGCCCCCGGCAGCGGUGGCCUCACCCCUCUACACCUGGCGGCUCAGCAGGGCCACGACAUGGUCAUCAAGGUGCUGGUGGGAGCCCUCGGAGCCGACUCCAGCCGCCGAGACCACAGUGGCCACCGGGCGUGCCACUACCUGCGGCCCGACGCACCCCCUGGCCUGCGGGAGCUGGCGGGCGCCGACGAGAGCGAAGAGCCUCAGAGAGCGGCGACCGCCACGGCGGGGUCUGUACGUCGAAGAGGCCCUCCCGGAAACGCCAACAACAACUGUAGCAUCAGCCGCAACAGCUGGACUGCCCGGCUGCCAGACCGAACAGACGGAGGGGCCCCGGGCGGGGAGAAGGGCUCCAGGAUGACCCAAAUUCAGGGAUUUUUCCGGCAACUGUUCUCUCUCUUCCAAGACCGAAAAAGAAACUGAGGCUCAUGGAGAUGAAGUGACUUGCCCAUGGCCACAGAACCAGGAAGUCUCCGAGCCCAGAUUGGAGCCUAGCUCCAGAACCAGGGAUCUUUCCAGUGGACCCCACUCAAGUGACUUACCUAGGGCCACCCCUAGUAAGUACCUGGGAGAGGUAAGAUUGGAAUUGGACUCUUCUUGACUCUUAAGUCCAGCAGCGCAUUAUCCACUAAGCUUCAUUGCUUCAUAUGAUCUAGUUUGGACUCUAUUGAAGGGAGAUUAAUUGCUGCAGGAUAAGAAGCAUCUCACCUACAUAAGGCGAUACACACACAUAGGCACAUCUAUGUAUGUGUGUAUAUGCAGGUGUCCAAAAAGUCUGAGUGCAAUGUGAAGUUUUAAUGACUUUAAUAGCUUAGAACUGCAGUAAGGCAUUUGGGCCACCCUGUAUAUAUGGUUACACGUAUAAGCAACCUUAGAGUGAGGCUCCCAUUUAGAAAUGACUCUUGGAUUAUUCAAAGUUUGAGGAUUGCUUGUGUGCCCCAUUUCUCCCCUCCCUUAGAGUAACUGAGUAAUUCACCUAGGGCCACCCCUUAACUGGAUAGUUACAAAGGAAUUGACAUAUAUCAUUUCACUGGGUCCUGACAAUGCUCAUGUGAGGCCGUCAGUGUUAUUAUUAUGCCCAGGGGAAGAAAUAGACUUGUAGAGGUGACAGGGUUAGCACUGCGCUCAGGGAGGUACUGAAGCCCAGGGAUUCUGACUCCAUAUGCAGGUUCCUGAGUCUUACAGUGAUCUCUGGCGGAAGUCAUCUUUUUUUGUGUCAUUGAUUUCUUUUUCUACCCACCCACCCCCUGUUAAAAAAGGACUUUAUAAAGACUUUUUUUUUUUACAAAGAUUGUUAAAAACUUUUGUAACAAAUGUGGAUAACUGAGCAAAACAAAGUCCCACAGUGGCCAUGUCCAAAACCGUAUGUCUCGUUCUGCUCUCCGUCAUUCUGCUCUGUCAGGAGGUGGGCAACAUGAUCCAUCAUUGGUCCUCAGAACUCAAGGUUAACCAUUGCAUGAUCAAAGUUCUAAAGUCUUUCUUUCAGAGCUGUUUUUUCUCUAAAAUGUUGUCUUUUAACUAAUGAGUUAUUGAGUUAAGUAUUUUGUAAACUUGACAAUAUUAUAAGUGUGAGUUAGUAUGAUUUCCAUUAUCAGAAGUUGUCUCAUCCUGCUCACUUCUCAGUUGUCUCUGAAACCAUCCCUUUGUCAUUUGUUAGGGUGAAAAAUAUUCCAUUCAAUUCAUCUACCAAAAUUUGUUCAACCAUCAUCCAAUAGGUGGGCAUUCCCUUAGCUUCCAGGUAUUUGCCACCACAAAAAAGUUGCUAUGAAUAUUUUUAAAAAUUUUUAUUUUCAGUUCCAUAUUCUCUUCCCCCAUCCACAUCUCCUUCACGCAUUGGGAAAGCAAGAAAUACAAUACUACCCAUUA